AGAAAAUUAUAACUUGCUGUGUGGCGUGUUCCCUAACUUGGUCCUAGUGGCAAGCUCGAGUAUGAGUUUCUUCUCCGACCUGCGAUUAGAUGAUCUUUCAGCACGAUUAGGUCACGAUGGACUUAAAUCACUUGUUGCACAAAUAUCAGGCAUGGUGAAGUCUCGUGUGGAAGUCCUCCAUCGCAACCUUGGUCCAUCCAGUAUAUGGAACCAAUCUGGUGAUGUUCCGAGAUUAUCGCCUCAAAGAGCACGCCAUCUGAUCAAUAGUAUGCCACUACCUAUCCAAAAUUCUACGCCGGUACUGAACCUGAAAUCAAAAUUAGUUUAUUUCGAAAAUAUCCACCCGUUGUAUCCAUUCCUGGACCGUGACGAAUUCGAGGCCAGAGCGUUUGCCCCGACCUCGGAGGCUGGUCAUGCCAAUGAACUGGCGUGGACAGCUUUAUAUCAUACUGUAUUAGCUUUAGGCUGCGAAUUUGACGAUGGAGGCUCAUUCACACCUGGCGAGGGUGAAGCCUGGAGUCUUUUCAAGGUGGCACUUGAUCUUUACCCGAGAAUCUUGUUGCUAAACACAGAGCUUCUUGAGGUUCAGGCUCUCUUCUGUCUCAAUUUAUCCGGCACGCAGAUCCAAGGAAAAAUAAUAUCCGAGGCGGCGCGGGUUGCGCAACGAGCAUUUUUACAUAAAUUGUCUGCCAGCAGCGACGCUGCAGCCCGUAGCCGAGUCUUCUGGGUGGUAUACUACAUUGAGAAAACCGUGACUUUUCAUCACGGUACUACCUCGUUUAUCGUAGAUUGUGACAUUGGGUCACCCGUACCCACUAUCCAAGAGUCAGUUUUAGGCGAUUUUGACUGGUUUCUUACUGCAAUACGGUUUGCAAGACUCUAUUCGCGCAUAUUUACCGACUUGUUCUCCAUAAGUGCAACUAACAAGUCAACGGCUGCAUAUCUCGUUAAUAUUGACGAACUAGAAAGGCUUCUGGAGCAGCAAAGACAAGCGAUUCCUCGUCAGUUUCAACCUGGCACGAAGUUAAGACCACAAGCCUUCUCCCAUCCAUGUGGAAUGCUCGCAGCUCUUCGAGUCCACUACCACUAUCACGAGCUCAAAAUCGCUCUUCACCGUCUGAAGCUUCAUGUUACUCGCGAUCAUACUACAUCUCAAUCUCAGUCGACCAUCAUUAAUAUGAUGAACUCAGCACGUGCUGUGAUUGAUGCCACACGAGCCAUUUACCAAGAACCAUCGACCCCUUUUUUUCUUAUUGUCUACAUGCCUAUGACGGCACUGUUUAUCUUGUUCGACUUUAUUAUUCAUAAUCCGGCUCAUGUGGAUGCUGGCAGCAGUCUUGUCUUACUUGAAAGUGUCACGGGCUAUUUUAGCGCUCUUGAGUACGCUACCGGCGGGUAUUUACCAGGCUCUAUGCUAAUACAAUUUGCGUCCAUCGCGCGCACGUUUCACUCUUCUCUGCCAGCUGCUCACGCCAACAAUAUCAGCAACGACGUCAGUGACAUGGAUACAGCCGUUGAACAAUCCGUAUCUGAAACUUAUGGCACAAGUUCAUUUGCACAUAGCCAGAGUCCCUCGAAGGUUGCCUCUCACUCGAUGACCAAUGAUAUAUCCCAGAACCCUUCAUACUUAUUCCAUAAUAGCUCUAUGUUUGGAGAUGGCAGGCUCACCCCCGGUCUGGAGAUUAUGGAUCUCUUUGGAGGUCCCGUGCUUGGCAUUGAUUUCUUCCCAACUUCAGAUUGA
Molecule: messenger RNA, 1741 nt
Organism: Penicillium cataractarum
Lineage: Eukaryota; Fungi; Ascomycota; Eurotiomycetes; Eurotiales; Aspergillaceae
Product: fungal specific transcription factor domain-containing protein
Exons: 5
Coding region: 62-1741 (559 amino acids)
Biological process (GO): DNA-templated transcription
Molecular function (GO): zinc ion binding; DNA binding
Source: RefSeq, a predicted model, not a curated record